Messenger RNA from Osmia bicornis bicornis, 3427 nucleotides. RefSeq names its product methionine--tRNA ligase, cytoplasmic (gene MetRS). Gene Ontology annotation, biological process: methionyl-tRNA aminoacylation. The record is from RefSeq and is a predicted model, not a curated record. Gene Ontology annotation, cellular component: aminoacyl-tRNA synthetase multienzyme complex; cytosol. NCBI's taxonomy places the organism in Eukaryota, Metazoa, Arthropoda, Insecta, Hymenoptera, Megachilidae. Gene Ontology annotation, molecular function: methionine-tRNA ligase activity; ATP binding. The transcript has 16 exons. Bases 351 to 3254 code for a protein of 967 amino acids.
AACAAGCACAUGGUCCCUUGCUUAUUCAAAAUUUUGAAAACUGAAAAUAAUGAAAGGGGAAAAAUUACAAUAUAUGUAUAAUAAAGGGAACAUAACGCACGUUGAUGGUAAUAGCAAAUUGCUUCGAUAUCAAAUACUGCACCCAUUACCCAUUGUCAGUUAAUGUCUCGAGCUCAGCCUUGCCAUAUUACAGUAACAAGAGGAGCAGCAAGGGGGGAUUGAUCAGUGACUACAGCCAUGGUCACUGAUAGUCACUAGUAGUCACUUCCAUUGUCGCUCACAUGUGUCGGUUGUGUGCUGAACAUAUUUUCAUUUAUUUAUUGUGAAUAUUUAUUAAUUUAUUAAUAAAAAUGAUUAUUUCAACGAACGAAGGUAAUCCAAACGCGUUAAAAUUAAUAAUAGCAGCUAAAAUGGCCCAACAGUCUGUUACCGUUAAGACGGUACAGCCUAAAGUAAGUUUCUUGGGUCGUUUACCUGCUGUUGAACUACCAUCUGGAUUAGUGUUAUUUAGCACUAGUGCAGCAAUGCAACUAUUAGUACCUCCACCUAAAGAAUCAAAUGCUCUGAAUAAUAAGUGGUUGGAAUGGGAUAUUUCUAAGUUACAGCCAGCUAUAGUGCUUUAUAGUAAUACAGGAACAUAUAAAACAGCAAGUAAAUUAUGCUUAUGGUCUUUGUUGGGGGAACUCAACAGAGAAUUAAAGGAGAAAAAGUACUUAAAUAAGGAUCAUAAUGAUUUGUCAUUGGCAGAUACCUGUAUUUGGGUAACUGUAUGGUCUACUGUGUUAGUUACAGAAAUUGGAAAAGAAUUAUGUAAAGAAUAUUUAUUUCUUAAAGAUUGGUUAGCCAAUAUUGAAUUACUGCCAAUUAUUCAGGAUUCUAUUCAGGAAUAUAAAUUUGAAAGAGGUUUGAGAGCAAUUGUCAGUAUUCAAGCUGCAUCCUGGUUUCCUGUUAUUAGUUCCCUAAAUUCACCAGCUAAUAAAGCACAACCAAGUGAUAUAAGCCCAACUAAAGAGAAAGAAUUAGAAGCAGUUAGCCAAGAAGAGAUGCAAAAUAUUGCAAGUAAUUGGUCUUCUAAGUCAUAUCCAGAUGUGAAAAAUUCUCCUUACCCUGUAUUACCAAAGAAAGGGGAAAGAAAUAUUUUAAUAACAUCUGCAUUACCUUAUGUUAACAAUGUUCCUCAUUUAGGAAAUAUUAUUGGUUGUGUACUUUCUGCUGAUAUUUUUGCCAGAUAUUGUAGACAAAGAAAUUAUAAUACCCUUUUCAUUAGUGGAACUGAUGAAUAUGGUACUGCUACAGAAGCUAAAGCUUUGGAAGAAAAAACAACACCACAAGCUAUUUGCGACAAAUUUUUCGAUAUACAUAAUGACAUUUAUAGAUGGUUUAGCAUAGGGUUUGAUUAUUUUGGUCGCACUACAACGCCUGAACAAACAGAAAUCGUGCAAUCAUUUUUCUUAAGAAUAAAAUCGCAAGGGUAUAUAUUAAGUGAAAUAGUAGAUCAACUUCUCUGCGAGUCGUGCAAUAGAUUUUUAGCAGAUAGAUUUGUAGAAGGAACGUGUCCACGAUGUAAAUACGAAGAUGCACGUGGUGAUCAAUGCGAUGGAUGCGGUCAUCUAGUGAAUGCGACGGAUUUAAUAUCUCCCCGGUGUAAAGUAUGCAGUAAUAGACCCAUUGUUAAGAAAUCGGAACAGUUCUUUUUAGAUUUACCUAAGUUAGAGAGUAAGUUAAAAGAAUGGUCCCCCACUGUGGAAAAGGGGUGGUCGACUGUUGCAAAAGUUGUCGCAAAACCAUGGCUACGCGAUGGACUUAAACCACGAUGUAUAACGCGUGAUUUAAAGUGGGGAAUACCUGUCCCUGUAAAAGGUUUUGAAAAUAAAGUAUUCUAUGUUUGGUUUGAUGCACCCUUUGGCUAUAUCAGUAUUACAAAAAGAUACACUAAGGAAUAUGAACAGUGGUGGAAACCAACAGACGUAGAAGUUGAUUUAUAUCAAUUUAUGGCAAAAGACAAUGUUCCAUUCCAUGCAAUAAUGUUCCCUGCUUGUUUAUUAGCAGCUAAUGAAGGAUAUGUAUUAUUGAAGCAUUUAAUGGCAACAGAAUACCUGAAUUACGAAGAUACAAAGUUUUCAAAAUCCAGAGGUAUCGGAGUGUUCGGAACUGAUGCCAGAGAUACCGGCAUACCUGCUGAUGUUUGGCGGUUUUAUCUUGCAUAUGUUAGACCAGAAACUCAAGAUUCUAAUUUCAAUUGGAUAGAUCUAGUAACCAAAAAUAAUAAUGAAUUAUUAAAUAAUUUUGGAAACUUUGUUAACAGGGCCCUAGUAUUUGCUGAAAAAUACUUCGAAUCUAAAAUACCAGCAAUGACACUGCAAGAAGAGGAUUUAACACUACUAGUGUUAGCUCAACGGGAAUUGUCUUCUUACAUACACAAUUUGGAACAAGCUAAAUUACGCGAUGGUUUGAAACAUGUUUUAGCGAUUUCAAAACAUGGAAAUCAGUACAUGCAAUUCCAAGAACCAUGGGUCAAAAUUAAAGGAUCCGACACUGAUAAGAAGAGAGCAGGAACGAUCAUCGGUAUUUGCUGCAAUUUAGCGUGUCUUUUGUCGGCUCUUCUAGCUCCGUAUAUGCCUAAUGUUUCACGCCAAAUUAGAACGCAACUAGGAUUGGAUGCUAGCAAUUAUGGUUACAUUCCUGACAUUAUUACAAACAUACUCCCAACGGGGCAUAAAAUCGGUAAACCAUCUCCUCUGUUUAAAAAGAUAGAGGAGAAAGAGGUAGAAACGUUGAGACAAAAAUAUGCUGGGAAACAAGAAACUAAAAAUGACGCGCAAAAAAAUAACGAUAAUGACGUUAAAAGUUUAGAAGCUGCAAUAGCAGAACAGGGCAAUAAGGUUAGGGAAUUGAAAGCUAAACACGAUAAAAGCAUUUGGCAACCAGAGGUUCAAAUUCUUUUAAAUUUGAAGAAAAAACUUUCUGAUCUCAUGAGCGGAUCGAGUAAGCCUACUGAGUCAUCACAACCAAAAAAUAAAAAGCCGGAAGUGGUCUUUGUACCUGAACAAAACGGGGGUGCUUCCGUGGAUGUUGCAAGUUUGGAAUCAGCUAUUACUAAACAGGGUGAUCUCGUACGUGAACUGAAAGCUAAAGAACAGAAAUCAGUAUGGCAGCCCGAAGUGGAAAAACUGAUAAAACUUAAAAAACAAUUAGCUGAUCUCACUGGAAUAACGCCAGCUCCGACUGAUAAAAAGUCGAAGAAAAAGAAGUAAAUUACACGCAUUUCUUCAUCAUCGCGAAGAUGUAAAAUUUCAUACAAUACAGGCCCAUUUUUCAUCUCUUAUUUCAGCGAAUACACUUUGAAAGUACAUCAGUAUGAUAUUUUCUUAACUAAUGUAAUCCAUAUAUUUCAUUUAAUAAAAUUGAUUUAUACAUAUGGAAAGAA